AUGACAAGAAAUCGUUUCCGACCUGUUCUAGAAGAUAACGAGGAAAACGAUAACCAUGGUAGACGUCGUCCUUCGAAUCCUGAGCCAGGUCCGCCUCCUGAGCCAGAUCCGCCUCCUGAGUCAGGUCCGCCUCCUGAACCAGGUCCGCCUCCUGAGCCAGGUCCGCCUCCUGAGCCAGGUCCGCCUCCUGAGCCGGCACCACUCUUGUCGCUUUUUAAAUUAAAUAUCGAACCCACUUCAAUAACAUCAUUGACGUUUGUAUCUCUAUACGAGGAUCAAUCAAAAAAUACAACAGCCUCUUCAGACAAAGCUAAAAAGUUUGAAGUUACAGAUCCAAUGGCUGCUUCAAAAUAUAAUAUUACAUGUAAAAUCGAAGGAUUCUAUACCAAACUGAAUGAGUAUAUUACAAAGAAGAAGUAUGAUCUGCAAACGUACGCUGUUGUUGAUGACAAGAAAAUAUUGGUCGACUUAACACAAAUGAAUGUUCGUCGACCCAAUCCAUUCCCUGUAGCAUAUGAAAUAGUCGAAAAGAGAUUAUUAAUUCCUACUGUAUUCCAAUAUGGAAGUCAACAAUACAAAUAUUUUUCAUUACCAGACUGUACUGUUCUCAGUAUUAUCGAUCGUUUUAUAGAUGAAAAUGAGUUAAAACAAUUAUCACCUGAAGUUCGUUUGGUAUUUUAUGAUGAACUCGGGAAAUGCAUCGAAAAUGGGAUGGUUUCAGAACUGCCACACGACGUUAAUCAUGAUUUGCCAUUCUUUAUUUUUGUCAGAGAAGAAAAUAUCGAAAACACUUUAUUAUAUAUGGUCAAGCUACAAACAAAAGGUAGAAGUUGCUCAACAGAUCAGUAUUUUGAAAAAGUAUGUGAUUAUUUGAAUUUAGAUCAAGAGGAACAAAAAUGUCUAUUUCAUCCAACAGCGAAAUGGUACCAGGUCGAUAUUUGGCGUAAAACUCAUUUGCAACAAACUGAUUCAUCUUGUGCUUAUAUAAACAGAGAAAGCAAAGUUAUAUAUGAUAAAAAUGAAUCGAUAUCCAUAUUAGAGAAAAACGCAGUAACUUUGGAUGCAAUUAGUGAAGAUCAAACACGAACUGUCACUUUAUGUUUUGGAUCGAAUACGAAAGUUAUUCAAAUACUUAGUUCGCUUCGAAUGCGUGACCUAUUGAGUAUCGAUAUCCUUCGACAAUUCAAUUUAACUGUUUCGCCGAAAGAUUGUGUUUUCACGCUUGGUGAUAUUGAUGAACAAGAAUUAUCUGAAGAAGAUUCGAACAAAGUAGUCGAAGAAUUUUCUCAACCGGUACAAUGUCGAAUAUGGUUAAAAGCUUACAUUCAUCAGAAUGAUAUUCAACGAGAUAUUGUCAUAAAAGUUAAAGACGAUACCGUUACCGUGGAUCAAAUAUUGCACAUGCAAGAAAUACCCAAUGAAGCUUGCAAAUAUUUAGCCUCUUGUGAUAGAAAUGCAGUUAUUGCUUAUGACCAAAAAAUUAUUGAUUUGAAAGAAACAAAAUUCAUUCUUCUCAAAGAAAGUGAAACAUGUUGUGUUUCAAUUCGUAAACAGACGAAGGAGCAAGAAGAUGAUUAUUCUAAACGAUACUCAAAGUUUGCAACUGUUGCCGAUGUCUUGAAAAAUAGUGACAUUGAUGCUGAUUGUUUUCUCUGUUUCGGCGACGAUAUUGUUCCUUCAGAAGAAACUAAACUGGGAUUGUUUCCAUCACCAAUUGAGUUUCAUAUUAUCACAGACAACUUGCCAGCACUCGUUACUGUUACCAACUUCGAGCAAGAAAAUUGUUCGAUUCAAUUCAAAUGCUUAAAAUCAAUUACUGUGAAAAGGGUGUUUGAUAUUUCAUGUCAACUACUAAAGACUACUGCAAGUUACUAUUACCUCGAGUAUGAAGCAGGUGAAGUAGACUAUGAGCUAACUCUGGAAGAUCUCGAAUCGUCUUCAGAUAACUUCCACUUCAAAUUAGCCUCGAAACUUGAUAUGGCAUGCUCUAUACGAUACAAAAGCGAAAUCUUUAAAUUGCCGUGUUCAAAAACAACAACAUUGAAAGAUCUUGUCGAGGAAAUGUUUCAAAAACUUCAUAUUCCCAAAGAAGAUAUCGAUCAGUUUCAAGUAGAGCACAUAUUAAAUGAUAAUGAGACAUCAUCAAUCGAUAUAGAUUUAACUAUUGACGAUAUUCCCGAAACCGAUUCUGACAAUAAAGAGACAAG
Messenger RNA from Rotaria sp. Silwood1, 2207 nucleotides. The record is from the annotation of a GenBank genome assembly. NCBI's taxonomy places the organism in Eukaryota, Metazoa, Rotifera, Eurotatoria, Philodinida, Philodinidae.